Molecule: messenger RNA, 2455 nt
Organism: Tyto alba (common barn owl)
Lineage: Eukaryota; Metazoa; Chordata; Aves; Strigiformes; Tytonidae
Product: otoconin-90
Exons: 22
Coding region: 30-2426 (798 amino acids)
Biological process (GO): arachidonate secretion; phospholipid metabolic process; lipid catabolic process
Molecular function (GO): A2-type glycerophospholipase activity; calcium ion binding
Source: RefSeq, a predicted model, not a curated record
AUGAUUCAGAUUGUAUCUACAUCUGUGUGAUGACAGGGCAGACAGGGAGAAAUGUCUCUGACUUUUGGGAAACGCUAGAGAAGUCUCCUGUUAUUAAUUACACAUUUUCCAGUAACACAUCUUCUGACCAGGACCUAGAUUUGAUUUUUUCAAGUUUCAUGAAUUUACAAGAAGACCCAAACAAAACAGUGGAUCCAUCAGCAGAACAAGUGUGGACAUUUAAAAAUACCAGGAGCCCUCUUGCCCUGAAAGGGGAGGAAACCCCCACCACGAGGUUCCCACCAUGGCUAAAGACGGUUGGAGUGAAAGGAUCAGAGUUUCCACCACCGCACGUGGACACUGCCAGACCACGAGGCACAGCCAGACCCCCUCUGACUUCUGAGGGGAGCUUGGCCCCAUCACCAGCCCUGCAGCCCAGCCCUGAUUUGCCUUCUUCACUACUGUCUACGCCGCCCUACAGGCCUGGUGUGGCAUUGAAAAUUUACUCUGCUACCAGGUGUCCACAGGCAAUCCUCAAAGAGUCUCGUGCGACCUCAUAUCCUGUCACUCUUAUAGUACAAAAGAUCAAUCCCUGUGUGAUGGAGCUGUGUAGGUUUUUUCAGCUGUGCCUCUGUGUCGGUCAGAGAAGAUAUUCAAGAACAGAAGCCAUGAGGUACUGUGUUGAGUACUAUUCCUGGUUCUUGAAAAGUGCAAGUUAUGUCUGUGAAAAAGUCAAAAGAGUUUCUUACUCACACAGCACACCAGUCCACUGUGUGACUUUUUCUUGUCUUUGGAUUAAGCAAAAAAUGAUUGUAACUCUGCUGGUGUCUAUGUCAAUGGUGUUGUACAGUGGUGGCCAAGAAUUGGAGCCACCAGCAUUCCUGCCAGAGCUUCUUAACACACCUGAAAGAAUCUUGAGCAAUGCCACAUUCUUCAAUGGAGUCUUUCAAAAUGUGGAAAGUGUUGCAAUAUUUUUUGACUGCCUGGGUUCUCACUUCACCUGGUUACAGUCCAUCUUCACUAACUUCCCUGCCCUGCUCAAGUUUGUGAACAAAAUGAAGUGUGCUACUGGUUUUUGUCCCAGGGAUUUUGAAGAUUAUGGUUGUUCUUGCCGGUUUGAGAUGGAAGGACUGCCGGUGGAUGAAGCUGAUGAAUGUUGUUUCCAGCACCGCAAAUGCUACGAAGAAGCAAUGGAGAUGGAGUGCACGUGGGACCCAUCAAAGAUUUCUACAGAUGUCAGCUGCUCUAUUGAAAACCUGAACUGUGAGUCUGGGGAUCCCUGUGAACAGUUCCUCUGCAACUGUGACAAAGAUGCCAUUGAAUGCUUUGUGAACACGCAUAUUAACUCUUCCUUGAACGGGCUGGAUAUCUCCUCCUGUCCAUCUCUGGUUACAGAAACAACCAGCAAGAGAGAGCUAACAACACUUCACACAGAGGAAUUCCUUCAUCAUGGGAGUGACAGAACACAGGCUGCAACUGCAUCCAUGGAAGAAGCAGUGAUUUCUUUUGAGCCCAAUGAGAUGGUCCUGGGGACUUCCAAAGCCAGAGCUAUCACAAGGGACCACAGGGGUACAACUCCCGCUUCCCCAGUCCUUUCGAUAAAAGAAGAGGAUGGAUUUGUGGAAGCUGUGGUCCCAAUGGAAGAGAUAAUCACCUCCCCAGCCUCAUUCCCAGGAGAUAUUAACUCAAUCCAAGUCAAAGUUGUCCCCACUGAGAAGGAUCCUGCUGGCAUAUCUGCAAGCACAAAAGAAAAAGAGACAAGCCGUGCAAGGGGUGGCCUGAGCACAGCUUCCUCUGGCAUAGCUCUGGAACUGGUACUGUCUGACAGGGGACCCAAUGAACCUGCAGGAAAAGUAUGUGAGCGAUUAACUUUUCUGCAAGACAGAGGAAAUGGAAGAGUGAAGAAGGAGCUGCCCCAACUAGGAGAAAUGCUGUUCUGUUUAACUGAGCGAUGCCCAGAGGAAUUUGAGUCUUACGGUUGCUACUGUGGACAAGAAGGAAGAGGUUAUCCUACUGAUGCACUGGACAGAUGCUGCUUCUCUCAUCACUGUUGUAUUGAACAAGUUAAGAAACUUGGAUGUCAUGUGGAAAAAAAUUCAAGAUCUGAAGUUGUAUGUCUUGAUCAUAAGCCAAAAUGUAUUGGUUGGAGCAUGUGUGAGAAACUACUAUGUGCAUGUGAUAAGACAGCAGCCGAGUGCAUGGCUUCUGCCUUCUUCAAUGAAAGCCUUAAAUUUCCACAUGGGCAAGAGUGCCAGGAGGAGAAAAUCUUAUGCCAAGGAGACCCUUAUGAAAGGCCUUCAAUCGGCACAGAAGCAGGCACCAGGAUUUCUAGCUCUGAGGAGAGCAGUGAGGAGGAAGGUCCACUGUGGAGUGUAUUAAGGAGAGCAAAGAGAGAGGCACACCAUCUCGUUGGAAACUCCAGAACUGUGCAACAUGAAGGCAGAUAACCAACCACCACCACACGCUUGAGAAACAG